Molecule: messenger RNA, 2142 nt
Organism: Pseudozyma hubeiensis SY62
Lineage: Eukaryota; Fungi; Basidiomycota; Ustilaginomycetes; Ustilaginales; Ustilaginaceae
Product: DNA binding transcription factor
Exons: 1
Coding region: 1-2142 (713 amino acids)
Biological process (GO): regulation of DNA-templated transcription
Molecular function (GO): sequence-specific DNA binding; DNA-binding transcription factor activity
Source: RefSeq, a predicted model, not a curated record
AUGAACGGCAUCGAAAACGGUCAGAACUUCGACCCGGCCUUUGACGCCUUCUUUCAGGCUCCCACCUCCUCAUCGCCGCACCAGCAGCUCCAACACAUUAUGGCGGAUUCGCCUUCCAUGGCUCAAUUAGUGGGACUCCCUCAGGCCGAUCCCAACUCUUCGCUCAGCGUCUUUGGUCACGAUACGACCAACAUGCGUCCCACCUCUUCGGGCAACAACCUUCAUCUCAACAUCUCGGGUCUUUCCGUCAAAAGUGAAGCCGAGCCACAGCUACAGCAGCAACAGCGAUUCAACAAUUCGCUCAAUUUUGCAAAUACCGCCGCUUCCUCACCUCAGUCGAAUCUUGCGUCGCCAGUCGAUGCAGCAGCGACGCCAUUCCACCUGGCCGGUGCCGCUUCGACGUCGCCGCUUUUGCAUCCCGAAGGCAUAGCCAACUCGGAUGCGCACCUCGGUGCACCCACCGCCUCUUCGCCGCUGCGAGCCGAGUACAAUCUCAACAAUGAGACAGCUCCCACAUCCGGCGCUGUGCGGUCCUACAGCUCCACAUCCAUCAAAAGCGCCACUGGCUCUCAGAACGCCGACAGUCCCACGUCCUUUGGCGGCGUCGCCAACCAGAGCAUGGGCGAUGUGUCCGUCGAUGAUCCCAACGUCACCGGCCAAUCCGACGCUGACCUCGCCGCGGAAAAGAGGCAGAGCAGCAAGUUUGUCUACAAGCUCUUCCGCAUGGUCAGCGAUCCCGACUACCAGCACCUCAUCAGCUGGAACCGCAACGGCACCAGCGUCAUGGUCUGCAACUUUGACGAGUUCGCCAAAGAGGUGCUCGGCAAACAUUUCAAGCACAGCAACUUUUCCAGUUUCAUUCGUCAGCUCAACAUGUAUGGGUUUUACAAGGUCAACAAGACACCCCGCGGUCAUCGCCAGUCUGUCGAUGCUCAGAUCUGGGAGUUCUCCCAUCCCAAGUUCCUGCGCAAUCGGCCCGACUUGCUUGACGACAUCCGUAGGAAGGCGCUGGACUCGGAGCACGCGCGCGUCGAGGCGCGAGACUUGCAGUACAGCGUCAGCGUGGGGCAGAUGCAGUUGCGACAGCAGGUCGACGAGAUGCACUUCAGACUCGAAGAGCUCACCGAGCAGAACAUGGCGCUGCGCACCUUCACCACGCAGCUCAGAGACGUGCUUGGACUCGUGCUUGAGCACGUCAAGAAGUCCAGCGGUGGCAACCUCGGAUUCGAUGUCCGCAUCCCUACGCUGGAUCUGCCUUCUCCAAUGCCUCCGCAGGGUCUGUGGACGCCGCAGGGGCACGACGGCCCACCCAUCUUUGUUACGGAACCCGAAUUCGGCGCAGGCGUAGGCCCAGGCGGUCUGCGUAUGGGCUCUGGCCCGACAAACCUUCCCCAAGGUAUGCAUGGAACACCGCCGACGUUCGACGCCUUUGGCAUGGCGGGAACGCCUCUUUCCCGACGCGUCUCUUCCAGUUCGGCGCACAGCGAAAGCAUGCUGACGAUGAGCGGCUCACCGAUGCAUGGCUCAGUGCACGGUGACGGUGGCAUGAUGGCGAUGGGAGCCAACAUGACACCGCAGCGAUCAGCUUCGUUUGGCGAGGGUCAGAUGCCACCCCCGCAGUUCAACAUCGGCCGCAGCGGUGGACCCGGCGCGAAUCGAGCCGGUCUCGCUGGGCUGGCUAUCGACACUUCGGCGUCGACAGCGGGUAUGUAUGGGCACGGCACGCAUCCCGGUUUCAGUCCGACGUCGGCAGGAUUGUCUGCAAGCAAUGCCGGAUUGGGGAUGAUGAGUAUGCCACCGUCUCCGCUGACGCCGCAGCACCAAGCCAUGAUGGCUGCCAUCAACACACCGUUGCCUCCUUCUCCGGCGCCAGGCGCAAUGCCCAAUGGGCAAUUCAAGUCGUUCGACGGGUCACCGUUCAUCGCUUCGAACGGGUUUGCGCCGCAGUUUGGCCACAACAACCUGACUAUGGCCGAUCAGAGCUUCUUCGGGCCUGAUGGCGGUGAUGGACCGAACGCCAAAGCGAUGCGAACGCAGCUGAAGCGUACGGCGUCGAAUUCGGGGCCAAGCGGGCAAGGGACACCUAGUCUGAUGCAACAGGCGACGUCGCCGGGGCUCGCCAAGAGGAAGUCCCCCGUGUAG